Messenger RNA from Dentiscutata heterogama, 403 nucleotides. Lineage: Eukaryota; Fungi; Glomeromycota; Glomeromycetes; Diversisporales; Gigasporaceae. The record is from the annotation of a GenBank genome assembly.
AUGCCAAAAGUCAAUAGUAACAAUUCUUCUCGUGUUAAACGUCGUCAAUCAAUUUGUACAAGUACUCCUUCAUUUCGACCUUCACCUGAUGAUAAAACAACCGCUGAAAUCUUGGCAGGUCUUACUGCCGAACAUAUUCCUUUACCUGAUACUCAUUUCAUCAAGAGAGUUUUGGAAAAUUCACGCAGAGCUAAAUCAAAGAAAAAUGAUCCUCCAAGACCUCCAAAUGCAUUCUUUCUCUUUCGUAACGCACUUCAUAUUCAUUUAUCAACUCAUAACUUAAAAGUACCUCAAGUUUCAAUGGCUGCUGGAAAAUUGUGGGAUAAUGCCACAGAGAAAACAAAGAGUCAAUAUACAAGAUUGCAAGAAAUUGCCAAAGUUUUACAUCUGGAAAUGCAUCCUG